Molecule: messenger RNA, 1818 nt
Organism: Tachysurus vachellii
Lineage: Eukaryota; Metazoa; Chordata; Actinopteri; Siluriformes; Bagridae
Gene: zdhhc22
Product: zinc finger DHHC-type palmitoyltransferase 22
Exons: 3
Coding region: 75-917 (280 amino acids)
Biological process (GO): protein palmitoylation
Cellular component (GO): Golgi apparatus
Molecular function (GO): palmitoyltransferase activity
Source: RefSeq, a predicted model, not a curated record
GUUUAAUGCGCGCGUGAGACAUGAGCUCCGGGGACUGAAAAAUCAGCUCAACGGAUCUAAUCAUCAGACACGGUAUGAUUGUCAAGAUGCUGAAACUGCGGAUGCUCAAUGCUAUUGCACCAGCCUACUUCUACACUGCCACGGCUGUCACCUUUGUUCUUCAUUUCUUCCUUUUCCUUCCCACUAUCUUCCAAACCCAAAAUAUAUUGCUAAGUCCCGUCAUGCUGCUGCACAUUAGUAUUUUACUAUUUUUCAUGCUCAAUGCACUUGGCAAUUACUCAAUGACUAUACAGUUUCCAGCAGAGAGUGCCAAUGAGAACGUUAUUCCGGUCUGUUCUCCAGACUGCCCAGACAGAGUGGAUGCUCACUACCUCCUUAAUGGGCGUCACUUCUGCAAGCUGUGUAAGAAAGUCAUUCUUAAACGGGACCACCACUGUUUCUUCACGGGAAACUGCAUAGGGAACAGGAACAUGCGCUACUUUAUCAUGUUCAGUAUCUACACAUCCUGUACCUGCCUGUACUCGUUAGUGCUUGGGGUGGCCUAUCUCACAGUAGAGUAUGCCAUCUCCUUCGAAAACCCUUUGACCUUUCUCACACUUUUGCCCCUCUCCACAGGUUACUUCUUCCUCGGUACCAUCUCAGGCCUUCAGUUCUUUCUGGUCAUCAUGCUCUAUGUAUGGUUAGGUAUUGGUUUGGUGAGCGCUGGUUUCUGCUGCCAGCAAAUCUUGCUUGUGGCCCGUGGACAAACCUGGUGCCAGCUACAGAAGGGGCAGCUAGUGGAGACCCGGGGAACAUGGCGAUCCAAUCUGAGUGAUGUAUUUGGUUCCCGCUGGGUUCUGGGCCUCUUUCUACCAGUACAGACUGUGGAGACCACUCCAGGAAACUGGCAUAGUUAUCAAGAUCACAAGCAUGACUGACCAUACAGUAUUUGCAUUGUUAUGAAGACUUAAUAUAAAAUCUCCUGUUGCAAGGUGAAGAGAUCAUUCCAUUGUUGUAGUGAUUCAGUGGCAUUUCUUACUUAGAAUGAAUACAUCUACUGAUGUUCUUCAGUGUUAUUCAAAUGAAAUGGUGAUUUUUGUAAAUCAGUUUUUAAAAAGUAGACAUUGGUUUUGAUUAGGAAUGCUCCAUAUGAUAAACUGGAAAUAAUAGGGGAAUUAUACCUAAUCCUACAAGCAACUAUCAUAACCAGCAACUGAAGCAGCACUCAUGUAGGACAAACAGAUAAACUAAAGACUAAACUAAACAGAUGACCCUAUCUACCGCUUUCAUUAUGCCUUUUAAGUACAUAGAAAGCUACCGUAAACUUUGAGUAUUAAAGUAAGCAAAGCAAUUGUUUUAGACUUUUAGAUACAUAUUUGAAUUAAUAUACUAUGUGCACCUCACACACCACUUAGGAGUGUUAACAACAUUAAACAUGCUAUACCUGCCAUUUCACCUGUAACUGUGCCUUUUAUAAAUGACUGGGUGUUGACUGGGUGAAUAGUUGAUAAUGUUGAUAAUGGACACUUAGGAUAGAGGUUUGUUUUAAACACUCUGUUUAUGUUUCUACACGUUUAACAAAUGCGAGUCAUUUGUACUUCCCACAACCUGCUAUAAUCCUCGAUAGAAUUAUGGACUGAAUGCGUUCCAGCCAUCCAUUUACAGCGUAAUUGGAUCAGGACUUUGUGAAAGAUUUAAUUUACAGUCAUUAUGUUUUCAGAAACUGGAGAACUGUUUCUGAACCUUUAUUUUAUUUAUUUAUUGUAAAGCACAUCUUGUCUGCACAGAGAAAUGAACAUGAAUAGUACAGAACUAUAGGCGUGAGGAGUCUGGACCUGC